UCCUUAAUAGGAGGAAACUGUCAACUGUUGUAGAUAUAUGUUUUGGUCUCUCCUCUCACAAUCUAUCGUUCAUACUGAGAAGUUCGUCCUAUUGAGAACUGAACACAAGAUUGCAGAGAGGAGAAGACUCUAACUCGGAAUGAUGAAUUCUUCAAGUCUCAACAUUUUGAAUCUCAUCAACAUUGAAAAAUUGAAUGGGAACAAUUUCAGAACAUGGAAGCAGCAAAUUGACUUGAAUCUGGGGCUUUUGGAGUUUGCCAUUGCUUUCAAGCAGCCUAAGCCACAUGCUUUGACCAGUGAGAGUACAAAGGAUCAGAAAGAUGCAUUUGAAAAAUGGGCAAGAGCCAAUGAAAUGUCCUUACUUAUCAUGCAAAAUGCUAUGGAGGAACACAUUAGGGGAGGCGUUCCUUCUUGCGAUUUGGCUAAGGACUACUUGGCUGCCAUUGAAGAGAAGUACAAGAGGUCAGAUAAGGUGGAGACAGGGUCGUAUCUAACUGCUCUCACUUCUGCUAAGUUUGAUGGAGGAAGUAUCAGAGAACACCUUCUUAAGCUUGUCAAUGUUGGCAACAAGCUGAACACCCUGGAUGUUCCAAUUUCUGAGCAAUUCCUGGUUCACAUGGCACUUAAUUCUUUGACUGCUGAAUAUGAACAGGUCAAGAUUAACUACAACACUCAAAAAGAAUCCUGGACUGUGAAUGAACUGAUUGCAAUCUGUUGUCAAGAGGAAGAUAGACUCAAGAAAGGCAAGGAAGAAGCUGUAAAUUUUGUGAAUGGGGGAAAAGGAAAGAAGGCUUUUGCAUUCAACAAGUCUGGAAAUACUGGGAAUGUUCAAAUCAAAUCAGCAAAAUUCAAACCAGGUUCUUCUUCUGGAACUAAAAAGGGUGCUUUCAAUUCUGGAGGACUUGCUAAAAAUAUUCCUUCCUCUAAUAACUCUGGUCUGAAAGUGAAUAAAGAUUUUGUCAAAAAGUGUCAUUUCUGUCAGUCAACUGAACAUCUUAGGAGAGAUUGUGCUGGCUUUAAGGCUUGGUUGAUUAAGAAAGGGAUUCAAAAGCCAGAGGGAACCAAGUAGAGAGGUCUACAGAGUGUUUGUUGGAAAUGGAACAAAAGUAGAUGUUGAGUCUGUUGGAAGUAUCAAAUUAGAGUUGUCUUCUGGUUUUAUUUUAAUUUUGAACAAUGUCUUCUAUGUACCUUCUAUGAGAAGGAAUUUGUUUUCAGUUUCUAAGUUUGUAAUGGAUGGUUUUUCUUUUAUUGGAGAUAAUGAAAGCAUCAGACUUUUUCAUAAGAAUCAA
Messenger RNA from Malus domestica (apple), 1289 nucleotides. RefSeq lists its product as uncharacterized. Lineage: Eukaryota; Viridiplantae; Streptophyta; Magnoliopsida; Rosales; Rosaceae. The record is from RefSeq and is a predicted model, not a curated record.